Megalobrama amblycephala (Wuchang bream) is the source of this 1611-nucleotide messenger RNA. RefSeq names its product GrpE-like 1, mitochondrial (gene grpel1). Gene Ontology annotation, molecular function: protein-folding chaperone binding; protein homodimerization activity; adenyl-nucleotide exchange factor activity. The coding region runs from base 90 to 743 and encodes 217 amino acids. Lineage: Eukaryota; Metazoa; Chordata; Actinopteri; Cypriniformes; Xenocyprididae. Gene Ontology annotation, biological process: protein import into mitochondrial matrix; protein folding. The transcript is spliced from 4 exons. The record is from RefSeq and is a predicted model, not a curated record. Gene Ontology annotation, cellular component: PAM complex, Tim23 associated import motor.
AGACAACAGUGUAAGAACAGAAGCUGCGAUUGGUUGAAUGAGACUUGCUCUUUCUGCGUGUCUCUCAGCGUGGACAUCAGUGAGUGAAGAUGGCGAACUGGUGUGUGCGCGCGAUCAGACAGAGCUCUUCUAUCAUAGCGUCUCCUUCGCUUGUAAGGGCGACCCCACGUCUCCUCUGCACAGCAGCCCAACAGAAAAGCCCAGGAACUGGAACCGAAGAAGAGAAUGGGGCUCAGAAACCAGAACCUGGUGCAGCUGAGAAAGCCUUCACAGAAGAGAAGAUGCAACUGGAAGAACAGCUGAAAGAUGUUACGGAUAAAUACAAGCGGGCACUAGCAGACACUGAGAACCUUAGGCAAAGAAGUCAAAAGAUGAUCGAUGAUGCUAAACUAUAUGGAAUCCAGGGCUUCUGUAAAGAUCUCUUGGAGGUGGCUGACAUCUUGGAGAAGGCAACAGAAAGUGUACCAAAAACAGAAGUAUCUGCUGCAAAUCCUCACCUGAAAAAUCUAUACGAUGGCCUUGUAAUGACUGAGGUGCAGAUCCAAAAGGUCUUCAAAAAACACGGCCUUCUUAAGCUUAACCCUGAUGGUCAGAAAUUUGAUCCUUAUGAGCAUGAGGCUGUCUUUCAUGCACCUGUGGAGGGUAAGGAGCCGGGUACCAUAGCCGUAGUUACCAAAGUAGGUUACAAGCUGCAUGGUCGCACCCUCCGGCCAGCUCUGGUGGGUGUAGUCAAGGCCCCCUAACUACUCGUACACACUAUCAUGGGUCAUUACCUGGUCUUAGGUUCCACUGUUUGUUUUUUUGUUAAAGGUGCCUCUGGGAGGCAAAAUCCAAUAUGUUGACAACUGAAGGACAAUGCCAGACUAGUCUUUGAGUUAUGUAUUAAUAAUAGUCAAUAUUAAAACAAUAGUUCUUGGGUAUAUUAUAAGAGCUGAGUGCAUAUUAUGCAGUAGAAGAUUCACAGAAUCUUUGAUUGGAUGCUGCAUUAUUCCUUUGAGAAUCGCCACCAUUCCAGGGACAAAAAGUGAUUAUUCUUGCUCAGAAAGCCCUUUCAAGAAACAUUGCAGUACAUUAUACCAUUGAACAUCUUUUCUUAUUAUACGUAUUUGCUCUUAUAUUAAUUACUGUACUGAAGAACGUUACCAAUUUGGCACCACCAUGUAUGACGAUGUGUUGACAGCAGUUGUUAGAUUCCACUUGUGCUAUGCAGGUUUUUCAAUUUGUAAGAGAGAAUAAUUAAUCUUCUUUACAGAACUUGGAGUAACAUUUUAUUCAAAAAUAAAAAAGAAAUGUAUAAUUUUAUAAUUAUUUAAUUACCAGCAGUUGUACUUCCUAACUUUCACUAUUUUCAUAGUGUGCAGACCUGAUGAAAUAUCACACCUCAGUCAACAGAAACUGUAAUUGAUUUUUUGGAGAUGUUUUUGGGAGAAGAAGGGGCGAGCACACUGAGAGAUCUGUGUCCUAUGAAGUCAUUAGAAAUGGUGGUUGUUAUAUGGAUAGAAUGAUGGAGAGAUGCGAACAUCAGAUUUAAAGGUUUACAUCUGGAUUCAGCGUUUCCAUCCAAGUGAAAAAGCAGACAAUUGUCAAAUAAAGCAUGUUCCAUUUUCAAAA